Molecule: messenger RNA, 333 nt
Organism: Acromyrmex echinatior (Panamanian leafcutter ant)
Lineage: Eukaryota; Metazoa; Arthropoda; Insecta; Hymenoptera; Formicidae
Source: RefSeq, a predicted model, not a curated record
AUGAGCGAUGACUACGCCAACAACUUGUCAGCCCUCCGCUUCGACGAACGCAAAUUUUUGCCUUAUCUGGAGUAUGAAGUGUCCGAGACAGAUAGGCACUUUAUAGAUCAUCGUCCUCCGAUUCAUACAUCCACGGAUCGCUCGGACACGCUGUCCGUAUCAAGCGAGUCAUCGGAGACAGAGGACAUGUCGAACGAAACGUUGGAGCCGCCUACCGCCGACGCCGCCACCGAGAAAGAGGAAGGAGAGUCCAGCGAUAGCGAUAACGACGAAGACUCGGACGAUUCGGGCAGCGGCGUCGAGGCCGAUGACGAAAUGAACGUCGACGAUUAA